Didymosphaeria variabile is the source of this 1446-nucleotide messenger RNA. RefSeq lists its product as uncharacterized. The transcript has 2 exons. NCBI's taxonomy places the organism in Eukaryota, Fungi, Ascomycota, Dothideomycetes, Pleosporales, Didymosphaeriaceae. Bases 1 to 1446 code for a protein of 481 amino acids. The record is from RefSeq and is a predicted model, not a curated record.
AUGCACAUUACCGAUAUCCCCUACGAAAUCCUGUCUAAGAUCCUUGAGGAAGCAGCCAAAGCCAAUAUACGCGAUGGCCCGACCUACACUUUCGGGCUGUCCCAGCCGCCCAUGCCUGGCCGCAGGGCGUCUCUCCAGCGCUUCGUGAGAGGACCCGUCCCGACUGAGAUGCUUCGAUGGGACGCCACUUCUGCGAUGCGCCUGGUCUGCUGGCAAUGGCACGAGUGGGCCUUGGAGUAUGCCCUCAAAGAUGUCUACAUUCGCCGCUGGAAAGGCGGAGAGCGAUGGGCCGAACUGUCCUGCCGCCGCGAGAACUAUGGCCUAUACGAGCUCAUCGACAAGCCCACCGGCACCGCCGUCUACCGCGACCCCUUCGGCUCUCUGAAGCAAACCGUCAAGACGUUCAACGAGUUCCCGGGCGUAGCUGCUAAGAUUAAGCGCAUGUGGUUCCACGGAUUUUACACUGCCCAGACCGAUCGCAUGGUUUUCGAGUCGCUGCGGAACUGCAUGAAUCUGACAUCUGUGACGCUUCCUUGGACUACCAUCCGCCACCUCGAUGCAUCUGCAUGGCGGACCCUUCUUUUGGGCAGCGGAAAGCCGCUUGAAUCUUUGGAAUUGAUGGCGACAGACCCGACCUCGCAGCAAGCGGCCGAGGCAGAGAACCAGAUGGAUUUGGAGCCGCUCCAGUCCGUCAAUUUCGGCAUGCUCCGACGUCUGAAGAUUUUUGGCGACACCACUUUCAUGCCCAUCACAGAUCGCGAUCUGUUCGAUAUUACGCGCACGGCGACACAUCUGGAGGAAUUCUACAUGACCUGCAUCUCCACCAUUACCAUCGACGGCGUCGUGGCUAUCGUGAAGGCUGCGCACAACACCCUCCGAGUUCUUGAGCACAGCCCGCGGUCACAGGAUGGCUUCUGGCAUCCUCACCCCGGCUCUCCUUCCGAUUCUGAGCACCUCUGCGAGCUUUUCCGAAGCUGCCCGAAGCUGGAAACGCUAUCGAUUUCUUUGCCUUCUGUGUGCGCAGAUUUGUUUUCCGACCAGAACGCGAAGUUCAACGGCGAUCUCCAAGUGCGAGCCCUGCAUCUGUGCGGACACGAGGACGGCCGCUCCACGCAAGAGGCCGCUACGGACUUGGAGAAGCUGCUUCAGACCUCUCGCGAAUUUGUGAGUCGCAAAGCUGCCAGCAUUGUUCCCAAGGAUCUCUAUGUGGAGCUUUUCUUCGCGGACUGCAUUUUCGAACCCAGCUUGAAGCUGGUACACGGCGAUUUCUCUCUUGCCGAAUUAUCUUCCAAUGGUACAUGGCCAGGCGCCCUGAACUACAGCGGAAAAGGACCCUAUGGAUCUACUGGCUUGUACGAGAAGGAAGAGGAGGGACCUUUCCAAAGCAUGGACGAGAGCGACUUCUUGGCUGGCGUCCGACGCCGAUUCCUUUCUAUAUCGACUUAA